Umbelopsis ramanniana AG is the source of this 987-nucleotide messenger RNA. RefSeq lists its product as uncharacterized. Gene Ontology annotation, molecular function: telomerase inhibitor activity; nucleic acid binding. The record is from RefSeq and is a predicted model, not a curated record. Gene Ontology annotation, biological process: regulation of ribosome biogenesis. Bases 39 to 842 code for a protein of 267 amino acids. NCBI's taxonomy places the organism in Eukaryota, Fungi, Mucoromycota, Umbelopsidomycetes, Umbelopsidales, Umbelopsidaceae. Gene Ontology annotation, cellular component: nucleolus. The transcript has 3 exons.
AAAGCUCAGCUUGGAUCUUUGACUGGAAUACAUUGACAAUGGGUUUAGCUGGACCGAAGAACAAGCAGCGCAUUAGUGCUGAUCCCAAUAACCUCCAUUGGAGCACUGACACUGGAAAGUUCGGCCACAAAAUGCUCACCAAGAUGGGAUGGGCACCUGGAAAAGGUCUUGGCGCUAACGAGGAUGGCAAUACAGACCACGUCAAAGUUAGACUGAAGGACAACAAUUUCGGUAUUGGUGCAAACAAGAAGAAUAUGGACAACUGGCUGGACAACACCGACGCUUUCUCCAGACUUUUGGCUGAUCUUAAUGAGCGAGUGGGUAGCGAGCAAAGCACUCCAACAGCUGGAUCUCCAGCAUCCAACGAAGAGGAAACUGAUGAAAAUGACAGUGCCACAGAAAAGGAAUCCAAGAAGAAGUCCAAGAAGGAGAAAAAGGACAAGAAGGCAAAGAAGGAGAAGAAAUCCAAAAAGUCAAAACCGUCAAAGAAGGAAGACAGUGAAGAUGAGGAAAGCGAUACUGUCGCAGUUGUUACGACCACUACAACCUUCCGUAAUGCGGCACGCGCAAAAUUCUUGCGAGCAAAACGACUUGCUAAUGGAAAGGAUAUGGAAAGCAUGAGCCAGAUUCUCGGCAUCAAAUCAAACUCUGCAUCAGCUAAUGCUUCGCCAGUUUCGUCACCUGUUGUAUCAGAGGAGACAGUGCAAGAAAUGGAGAAUACAACUAAUGUCCCAAUGACUGUGAACAAAAUGAAUGUGCAAGACUAUUUUGCGUCAAAAAUGAAGAACGUCAAAGUUUCAGGAAUUGCAGCAAGUGGUCUCAGUAAGUCUUGUAUAUUAUAGGGUAAACAUACUGCAAUGAACUGGCUUUUAAUACUUUGCCGAAAAUUUAGAAGCAUCAUUCGAACAGGUGGAAGAGGAGGAAGUAAGGCCAUCGUUCGGAGGUAUCGGGUUCAGCGGUUCAGAAGAAUCGUCUCCGGCCCUUGGC